Molecule: messenger RNA, 630 nt
Organism: Thamnophis sirtalis
Lineage: Eukaryota; Metazoa; Chordata; Lepidosauria; Squamata; Natricidae
Source: RefSeq, a predicted model, not a curated record
AUGAAGUGUGGGAAGAGCUUCAGUAACAAGACUUUACUAUCAUCAGAGGAUCCACAUAAGAAAAAAAACCAUAUAAAUGUACAGAGUGUGGAAAGACUUACUCAGAAAGGACAUUUUGUUUGUCAUGAAAGGAUCCACACAGGGGCUAGACCUUAUAAAUGCAUCGAAUGUGGAAAAGCCUUCAGUACAAACUGUAAUCUGGCUCGCCAUCAGCAGAUCCACAAAAGUAAAAAAGGAUAUAGGUGCAAGGAGUGUGAAAAGACAUUCACUGAGAGUAGUGAUAUUACUUCCCAUCAAAGGCUACACACAGGGGACAAUCCAUAUAAUUGCCUGAAAGAUGGAAAGGACUUUAUUGUCAACAGAGAUCUUACUCAACAUCAAAGAUUCCACAGAGUAGAUAAACCAUAUAAAUGCUUGGAGUGUGGAAAGAGCUUCAUUCAGAAAGGAAAACUUAAUUCUCAUAAAAGGAUCCACACAGGAGAGAGACCAUAUAAAUGCAUGGAGUGCAGAAAAAGUUUUCAUCGGAACUCAGAAUUUAUUCAUCAUAAGAGGAUCCACACUGGGGAGAAACCAUAUACAUGUAUGGAGUGUGGAAAGAGCUUUGCUCAGAAAGGAUGUCUAAUGUCAUGA